Messenger RNA from Tilletiaria anomala UBC 951, 625 nucleotides. RefSeq lists its product as uncharacterized. The transcript is spliced from 2 exons. Lineage: Eukaryota; Fungi; Basidiomycota; Exobasidiomycetes; Georgefischeriales; Tilletiariaceae. The coding region runs from base 62 to 391 and encodes 109 amino acids. The record is from RefSeq and is a predicted model, not a curated record.
AGGCAACCUCCCGGCCGCAAUUGUGGGUUCGUUUGCGUGCGUGUCAGCCAGCUGGGCGUCGAUGACCAGCGAGCGUGUGGGGCUGGGGCUGUGCCUGCAACCCUACUCUGUUGCUCAUAUCCGCUUCUGCGAGCCCCGCUGUUUGCCCCAGAGCUCCCUCGUCGGACCAACCACUCUCGUUGCUUGUUUCAACACCGAAUACUUGAAACUGUUCAACAGAGAUCCUCUGCAGGGGACUCAACGGAGAGGAAACGGGUCACGGCGGUGUACGCCUAGCGUCCGUCCUUCGCACGGUUGCACUUUCCGCAUGCACUGUCUCCGCAGUUUCUGCAUGCGAUACACCAGAAGCACACCUUCCAUGCACCGUUCACACGUUGCAACGCAGCAUUGAUUCAUCACGAGGCAUACAUUACACACAAUGGGCCUUGGACAGUCAGAGCUUUGCCAAAGCAUUCGCGGUAACUGGCGGAUGAUGAGUGAGCGCGCUUGGCCUCAACCCACAGAUGGUUAGCAGAAGUCAACAUGUCGAGCGUCAAGCCUGCAGGCAUCCCGCAUCAACAGUCAACGCGUUGAAAGGAAAAGAAGAGUUUCCUGGAAAAAGGCACCCGGCACAUCCUAUCUCAUG